UCUGCGGUGAAAGGCUUAACUAUGGGAGGGCUUAACAUCAUCUCGAUAACAGACAGCACAGCCAUACCGAUGACGGAUUCUCCUCGACCCCGGAAAGCUAAAAAGUUAUAGUGUUACAGGUCAUCUGUAGUCACACACAUAUUUGUUGGCCACUGUGUGGUACCUUGUAAUGUUGGAUCAUCUGAAAUUACCUGAAACCUGAAUAAUUUGAAAUGAAAGAGUAAGUUAACUAUUAACAGAAUGAUGCGUCCUCUGCCAUUGGCUAUUUAAAGGGUUGAGAAGCUAUAGGGAAGCUACUGGACACCUGCAGUCAUAGAUAGCCAUUUCUUUAAUGGCUCAGAUAAGUUGAAAUGGAUGAUUAAGUUUAUUUAUGAUUUAAAUAGAUAAUAAUGGCCUUAUCUGUCAAUAAACCAUUUCAUGGAUACCAUAUUUGUGGAGGGAUUAAUGGCCCUCUCAUCACAUAACCAUAGGACAUUAUGGCCACAGAGAUGUCUAAUAACCCUUUAGAAUGUGUUAGGUGUUUUAAUUUACUUAACAGCGAAUGUUUCAGGUGUUUUUAACAGCUAGGGAGAGAGCCGGCCCACAAGUACAGUACUUCAUUGUUGGUUUGAAAAAUAAUAAUAAUGGUCAAAGGCAAUAUAGACAGCUGUAAAGGCAGAAAAUGGUCAUAUAUAAGGGAUUUUGUGACAAAUGGCCAUUGGAAAGCCAUUACUAAGGGACUAAUGUAUAUAAACCAAUCAUGUAAUGAAUUGUUGUAUGUACUUAGCUAUUGCAUAUGUAAUAGAGCUAUGUACAUUAAUUCAAUAAAAUAAUUACUGUCUA
This is a messenger RNA of Homarus americanus (American lobster), 822 nucleotides long. Its product is annotated as 28S ribosomal protein S11, mitochondrial-like. The record is from RefSeq and is a predicted model, not a curated record. Gene Ontology annotation, cellular component: ribosome; mitochondrial small ribosomal subunit. Gene Ontology annotation, biological process: translation; ribosomal small subunit assembly; maturation of SSU-rRNA from tricistronic rRNA transcript (SSU-rRNA, 5.8S rRNA, LSU-rRNA). NCBI's taxonomy places the organism in Eukaryota, Metazoa, Arthropoda, Malacostraca, Decapoda, Nephropidae. Gene Ontology annotation, molecular function: small ribosomal subunit rRNA binding; mRNA 5'-UTR binding; structural constituent of ribosome.